This is a messenger RNA of Diospyros lotus (date-plum), 2448 nucleotides long. RefSeq names its product 15-cis-phytoene desaturase, chloroplastic/chromoplastic. The coding region runs from base 319 to 2055 and encodes 578 amino acids. Gene Ontology annotation, molecular function: phytoene dehydrogenase activity. Gene Ontology annotation, cellular component: chloroplast thylakoid. Lineage: Eukaryota; Viridiplantae; Streptophyta; Magnoliopsida; Ericales; Ebenaceae. Gene Ontology annotation, biological process: carotenoid biosynthetic process. The record is from RefSeq and is a predicted model, not a curated record. The transcript is spliced from 15 exons.
UCCUAAUUGCGGAUGUGGCCGAAACCCACAAACAACACGCAGUUCAUUAUAUCACCCACCAUUUGCUAAUGGGUAACUGCCAAAAACCACCACACAAAAAAAAAAAAAAGGCUCCACAAUACCCGGUGCUAUCGUUCCUUGUCCCAAACUCAAUUCUUCCUUCUGCCCUGUUUUGAAUCUCUUCUUUUUCUACAGUCCUUCAGUUUGAGGGCAUCGGAACCCGGCUUUCUCAAGCUCGCUCUUGUUUUGCCCCAAAGGUAUUGAGUUCUAUCUCUAAAAGUUCGCCCAGAAUCUGAGUUUGUGUGUUGGUUGGUAAAAAUGUCUCAAUUCGGACAUGUUUCUGCCCUCAACCUGAGUGGGCAAAGCAAUCUAAUAAACUUUUGGAACCCACAAUCUACUUGGAUAUGUGGUUCAAGGCAAACCAAUGUACUAUCAUUUGGAGGGACUGAUUCCGUGGGUUAUGGGUUGAGAAUUCCUAAUGCAAAUGCUAUUAGAACCAGACCGAAGAAGGGCGUGUGCCCCUUGCAGGUGGUCUGCAUUGACUAUCCAAGACCAGAUCUUGAGAGCACUUCCAAUUUUUUGGAAGCAGCUUAUUUAUCUUCAUUCUUCCGUACGGCUCCCCGACCAGAUAAGCAGCUGAAGGUUGUAAUUGCGGGUGCAGGUUUGGCUGGAUUAUCAACUGCAAAAUAUUUGGCAGAUGCAGGUCAUAAACCUUUAUUAUUGGAAGCGAGGAAUCUUUUAGGUGGAAAGGUGGCUGCUUGGAAAGAUGAGGAUGGAGACUGGUAUGAGACUGGAUUACAUAUAUUUUUUGGGGCUUACCCAAAUGUACAGAACCUGUUUGGAGAGCUUGGUAUAACUGAUAGGUUGCAGUGGAAAGAACAUUCUAUGAUAUUUGCAAUGCCAAAUAAGCCAGGGGAGUUCAGCCGAUUUGACUUCGCUGAAGUUCUACCAGCACCAUUAAAUGGGAUUUGGGCCAUCUUAAAGAAUAAUGAAAUGCUUACUUGGCCUGAGAAAGUCAAGUUUGCAAUUGGACUGUUGCCAGCAAUGAUAGGUGGGCAGCCCUAUGUCGAAGCUCAAGAUGGUUUAACUGUUAAAGACUGGAUGAGGAAACAAGGUGUACCAGAUCGAGUGACCACUGAGGUGUUCAUUGCCAUGUCUAAAGCAUUAAACUUCAUAAACCCUGAUGAACUUUCAAUGCAGUGUAUUUUGAUUGCUUUGAACCGGUUUCUUCAGGAGAAGCAUGGUUCAAAGAUGGCAUUCUUGGAUGGUAAUCCCCCGGAGAGACUUUGCCAGCCAAUUGUUGAUCACAUUCAAUCACUGGGAGGUGAAGUCCAACUUAAUGCUCGAAUUCAAAAAAUUGAGUUGAAUGAAGAUGGAACUGUGAAGAGCUUUUUACUAAAUAAUGGUAAUGUUAUCAGUGGAGAUGCUUAUGUGUUUGCAACUCCAGUUGAUAUCUUGAAGCUUCUUUUGCCGGAUGACUGGAAAGAGGUUCCAUACUUCAAAAAAUUAGAUAAACUAGUUGGAGUUCCUGUUAUAAACGUUCACAUAUGGUUUGACAGGAAGCUGAGGAACACAUAUGAUCAUUUACUUUUUAGCAGAAGUCCCCUUCUCAGUGUAUAUGCUGACAUGUCUGUAACAUGUAAGGAAUAUUACAAUCCAAAUCAGUCUAUGCUAGAAUUGGUUUUUGCACCAGCUGAGGAAUGGAUUUCGCGGAGUGACACAGAAAUUAUUGAUGCUACUAUGAAGGAACUUGCAAAACUCUUCCCUGAUGAAAUUUGUGCAGAUCAGAGCAAAGCAAAAAUUUUGAAGUAUCAUGUUGUUAAAACACCGAGAUCUGUGUAUAAAACUGUCCCAAACUGUGAACCAUGCCGUCCCUUGCAAAGGUCCCCUAUAGAAGGAUUCUAUUUAGCCGGUGACUACACAAAACAAAAAUAUUUGGCUUCAAUGGAAGGUGCUGUCCUAUCAGGAAAGCUUUGUGCCCAAGCUGUUGUACAGGAUUACGAGUUUCUUGCAGCCCAGGGGCAGAGAAAGCUGGUGGAAGCAAGUAUGGUGUAACAAAAUCAUUGAGGCAAAAUUGAGAGGGGGACUGGAGAGACGGUAUAUUUGCAGUUAAAAUGUUGCUCAACCGAGAAAAUUUUAAUCUUUGCAACAGCUAUGUACUAGUGGAAGAAUAUCCACUCGUCAUUGUUGUAUCUAAUGUGAAAUUUGUACACUCAAAAGAAAUUAGUAGUAUAUUUACAAAGAACUAGUGACAUUUCUUACCAAAAUUAUGAACUAAGAGAAGUGUUUGUAAUGAUUUGGAGCGUACCAAUAGCAUUGCUAUUUGGGGGGAAGUAGAACUUACAAAUGGGGGAACGACUUGCUGGGGUAGAAGGGUCUGAUCUGUGCUUCAAGAUUCUUGGAAUCUCAUGAAAAUGCGAGAUGCAGCCUCACCAUUUUUGCUUGAAA